UGUUUGCUUUGGACAGUGGACGAGGAAGUAGUUCUGUCUAGUUCUAACUCUGGUCCGCCUUCUCUGACCAGUACUUCAUUUACCCCAAGUCGUCCACCGUGAAACAGCAUGGCAGGUGCAGAAAUCUCUUACAGCGAGCUCAAAGACCUGAUGGAGCAGUGCAAAGAACUCCUGCUGGUUGACGUUCGUUCCAAAGAGGAGGUUGAUCGAGGACGCAUUCCAGGGUCCAUUCAUAUACCAGUGGACCAGGUAGAAAAUGACAUGACUCUGGAUGCAGCAGCAUUCCAGCAGAAGUUUGGCACUCCGAAGCCCCCUCUCGACUCCCCUAGCCUCAUCUUCCACUGUCAGAUGGGCCGUCGUGGGGCAACAGCCACACAGAAGGCCAGAAGCCUUGGAUUCGAAAAGGCUCGUAACUUUGUUGGAGGGUACAAGGAAUGGUCUGCAAAGGAAGGGAAAUGAAUAAGAUGGAAAUGUGAUUAAUCUGCCACUUUAGAAAAUAAUAUAAAAUGGUGCCUUUGUAUUGCUGAGUAAAAUUAUUUUGAUAGUUACACUACAUCAUGUUUAUGUCUGUCCAAUAAAAUAAAUUGUUGAUGUUAA
Sardina pilchardus (European sardine) is the source of this 597-nucleotide messenger RNA. RefSeq names its product thiosulfate sulfurtransferase like domain containing 1 (gene tstd1). The transcript has 4 exons. Lineage: Eukaryota; Metazoa; Chordata; Actinopteri; Clupeiformes; Clupeidae. The coding region runs from base 109 to 459 and encodes 116 amino acids. The record is from RefSeq and is a predicted model, not a curated record.